This is a messenger RNA of Salarias fasciatus (jewelled blenny), 1612 nucleotides long. RefSeq names its product carbohydrate sulfotransferase 1. Gene Ontology annotation, molecular function: N-acetylglucosamine 6-O-sulfotransferase activity. Lineage: Eukaryota; Metazoa; Chordata; Actinopteri; Blenniiformes; Blenniidae. The transcript has 4 exons. The record is from RefSeq and is a predicted model, not a curated record. The coding region runs from base 185 to 1528 and encodes 447 amino acids. Gene Ontology annotation, biological process: sulfur compound metabolic process; N-acetylglucosamine metabolic process.
GACACGGACACUUUUACAAAUGCAGCGUGCAGGACUGGAGCGGCUGGAGAAAUCCCAUCUGAUCGGGAGGUUUGAUGAGUAAAUGUCUUUGGUUUGGCGCUGUUUGUGAUUAAUGGAACAUCAAAAGCUCGGUGUGAUACAUUCCUGAGGAUAUGAAUCUGCCAGGGACACAUAAACAUCAUUAAUGAACAAGAGGCAGACUGGAGAGAGACGGAGUGACAGAAAGAGGCAUGAAGGAUGUAGAGCCGGCGGUGGGGGCAGGAUGGAGUGCUCGUGGAAGACAGUGCUGCUCCUGGUAUGUGCGUCUCUGGGGGUCCAGUACACGGCCAUCCGAACCCUGAGGGACUCCCUGUCUGGACCCUGUCAGGGAGUCUACCGCUGCCAGAGCAGACACUUCAAAGACUCCAGGUGGAGAGCGCUGUGCGCCGACAGCUGGGUGCCGGUGGAACUGCCCCGGAAGCACAUCCUGCUGUUCGCCACCACGCGCAGCGGCUCCUCCUUCACCGGGCAGCUCCUCAACCAGCAUCCUGCCAUCUUCUACGUCUUUGAGCCGCUCUACCACGUCCAGCAGGCUUUCACCAACUCCAGCAGCCGGCUGCGUCGCACCUUGGACCGCCGAGCCCUGCUGGGAGCGUACAGGGACCUCCUGCUCAACCUGUACACCUGUGACCUUCACUUCAUGGAGAAUUACAUCCGUCCGGAGCCCCAGGACCACGUCACCAGCGCUUUCUUCCGCCGGAGCUCCAGUCAUGCCCUCUGCUCCCCACCCGUGUGCACGGAUGGAGUCGAUGCCACAGCCAAUGAUCCACCUGAUGAAACAUGGUGUCCAAAGAAAUGCGGGGCCCUGAACCUGACUUUGGCCUCCCUGUCGUGUUUGUCUCGAGGCCAUGUGGCCAUAAAGACGGUGCGGGUGCCCGAGGUGGGCGACCUGCGCACGCUGACAGAAGAUCCACGUCUGGACCUGAAAAUCAUCCACCUCGUGCGAGACCCCAGAGCCGUCCUCGCCUCACGCAUGAUGGCGUUCGCGGACCAGUUCCGGGCCUGGAAAAUCUGGAACGCCACGGGGCGGCAGCCUCGAUACGUGGACCUGACGCAGAUCACCAGCACGUGCAAAGACAUGGCCGCCUCUGCAGAAACGGGCCUGCGGAGACCGCCGUGGCUGCGCGGGCGAUACCUGCUGGUGCGGUACGAGGACUUGGCAUUCAGCCCGAAGGACAAGGCCGCCGAGAUUUACAAGUUUGUAGGUGUGGAGAUGGAGGAGAGGGUGAGGACGUGGAUCGCCAAGAACACGAACAGCAACGUGUCGGCUCCGUCUGAGUGGAACUACAGAUACUCCACCACCAGAGACUCCAGAGCGACGGCGGAGAGCUGGAGGCUUCGUCUCGGCUUUGACAUCGUGAGAGCCGUCCAGAAUCUGUGCAACGACACUCUGGCUCUGCUCGGAUACCGACACGUCCACUCGGUGGCUGAGCUCCGAAAUCUGUCGCACAGUUUAGUGGAACGGAGGACAUUUAAACCGGUGACGUGAUAAGACUUUAUGAGAGAUUUAUACAUAUUUGAGUAUCUAUUCUGAGUUCCCUGUCUGUCUCAAUGCUGAUGAAUUGAAUGUAAU